UAAACACAAACCCUGGAUUGAGACGUCGUACCAUGGAAUCAUAACUGAAAACAACGACACUGUGAUUUUGGACCCCCCCCUAGUUGCUUUGGAUAAAGAUGCACCUGUACCCUUUGCAGGUGAAAUUUGUGCUUUUAAAAUCCAUGGGCAAGAGAUGCCCUUCGAGGCCGUUGUGCUGAACAAGACAUCUGGAGAAGGUCUGCUUCGAGCAAAGAGUCCCAUUGACUGUGAGCUGCAGAAAGAAUACACAUUCAUCAUCCAGGCCUAUGACUGUGGAUCAGGACCAAGUGGAACAAACUGGAAGAAAUCUCACAAGGCAGUAGUCCAUAUCCAGGUAAAGGAUGUCAAUGAGUUCUCCCCAGCAUUCAAGGAGAGCAUAUACAAGGCCUCAGUGACAGAGGGGAAGAUCUACGACAGCAUCCUGCAGGUGGAAGCCACAGACGAGGACUGCUCCCCCCAGUACAGUCAGAUCUGCAACUAUGAGAUUGUCACCACAGGUGUUCCCUUUGCCAUCGACAGGAACGGUAACAUCAGGAACACUGAGAAACUGAGCUAUGAUAAACAGCACCAGUAUGAGAUAAUGGUCACAGCUUUUGACUGUGGGCAAAAGCAUGCAACAGAAGAUGUCUUGGUACGAGUUAAUGUCAAACCUGUGUGCAAACCAGGCUGGGAAGACUGGAACAAACGGAUUGAAUACAGGCCUGGCUCUGGCAGCAUUCCCUUGUUUCCCAGCAUCCACCUGGAAACAUGUGAUGGACCAGUGUCCUCAAUCCACACCACCAUUGAACUGCAGACCAGUUACAUCAGGAAGGGCUGUGAUCGUGAAACCUACUCUGAAAAAUCUCUGCAGAAAUUAUGUGGAGCUUCCUCAGGUGCCAUUGACCUGUUACCAUCUCCCAGUACAACAACCAACUGGACAGCUGGGCUCCUCAUGGAUAGCAAUGACAUGAUUUUUAAAUUUGAUGGAAAGCAAGGAGCCAAAAUCCCAGAUGGAAUAGUCCCAAAAAAUUUAACUGAUCAAUUCACCAUCACUCUGUGGAUGAAACAUGGACCUAGUCCUGGAUUAAGAGCUGAGAAGGAGACUAUUCUCUGCAACUCUGACAAGACAGAGAUGAACCGGCACCACUAUGCGCUCUACGUGCACAACUGCCGCCUUGUGUUCCUGCUGCGCAAGGACUUCGACCAGGCCGACACCUUCCGCCCCGCCGAGUUCCACUGGAAGCUUGACCAGAUCUGUGACAAGGAGUGGCACUACUAUGUGGUCAACGUGGAGUUCCCUGUGGUGACGCUGUACAUGGAUGGGACAACGUACGAGCCGUACCUGGUGACCAACGACUGGCCCAUCCACCCCUCCCACAUCGCCAUGCAGCUCACAGUGGGGGCUUGCUGGCAAGGAGGUGAAGUCACCAAGCCCAGGUUUGCUCAGUAUUUCCAUGGCAGCCUGGCCAGUCUGACAAUACGGCCAGGGAAAAUUGAGAGUCAGAAAGUGAUUUCCUGUUUGCAGGCCUGCAAGGAAGGUCUCGAUAUUAAUUCUCUUGAGAGUCUUGGCCAAGGAAUAAAGUAUCACUUCAACCCUUCCCAGUCAGUCCUUGUCAUGGAAGGAGAUGACAUUGAGAAUAUAAAUCAAGCCCUACAAAAGGUCUCAUACAUCAACUCCAGACAGUUUCCUACUGCAGGCGUACGACGUCUCAAAGUUUCAUCUGAAGUCCAAUGUUUUGGUGAAGAUGUCUGCAUUAGUAUCCCAGAUAUAGAUGCCUAUGUAAUGGUAUUUCAGGCCAAUGAGCCCAAGAUUACCAUAACUGGGAUGGACCACUUUGCUAGACCAGCUGCACAGUUUGAAAGUGAAAGAGGUGUUAUUUUGUUACCUGACAUCAGGAUUGUCAGCACAGUCACUAAAAUGGAGCAUUCAGUGGACUUAAGAGAACAUGACAGAGCCAAUAAACAAGUGAUAGUAGAGGAAAUGCUCCACAACUUGGAUUUCUGUGAUGUUCUGGUCAUUGGUGCAGAACUAGACCCUGAACAAGAGUGUUUAGAACUAGAUAAUGGCGAGCUUCAAGGAAAACAUCUAGAUGCCACAAAUUCCACUGCAGGAUAUUCAAUCUAUGGUGUGGACAGCAUGUUCAGCUACGAGCAGGUGCUGCGGCAGCUCCGCUACCGCAACUGGGGCACCUCGUCCACCUCGGACAGGAAGUUCAGGGUCAAGUGCUCCGAGCUCAAUGGGCGUUACACCAGCAAUGAAUUCAACCUGGAGGUGAGCAAGGAGUUCAGCUUGGAGGUUAAUAUUCUACACAGCUCCAACUCAAACUUCAUGGACCAUGUAAAUCACAUGAUAUUCCAGCCUAAAUUUCUCCAAUCUGUUCAGCACCCUGAGGGGAGUGUAAGUGCAGUUCACAGCUCAGUGGUUCCCAGCGUGGCCACGAUUGUUAUCAUCAUCUGUGUGAGCAUCCUGGUGUUGGUAGUAAUGCUGGGUGUGCUCCGGCUGCGCUCCGCCCGUCAGCACAGCUCCCUGGGAGGGCACCAGGGCACCAAGGACAACGAGAUGGACUGGGAUGACUCUGCCCUCACCAUCACCGUCAACCCUAUGGAGAAAUAUGAAAAGCCACACCCGACAGAAGAGGAGAGUGGGGAAGAAGACAUAGACGAUGAAGAGGAAGACACAACCAGUGCUGAAUCAGAUGAUAGUGAGGAGGAGGAAGAGGAGGAAGAAGUGAUUGUCCAGAGGGAAGACAAACAGAAUGCCACUAGGCAAGAGCAGUUGGAGUGGGAUGAUUCAACUCUCCCCUACUAACAAACAGCCCUUCAGCCACAGCUCUUUUGUAAAAACCAAUACAAUGUUUUUUCAGAGCCUAUGAAUUCAUUGACAGGAUUUGAACUUCUGCUUGCCUAUAACUGUUUUGCCUAAAAUGAUCUUGUUGUAGUAAUUGAUAACAAUAGAACUGACCCUUUUCUUAAAAAGCCUGGAGAAAAGGUGGUCCAAACCUCCUGGUACACGCAGUAAUAAAGUAAUCCAGAACUUGAUCCGUUAGCGAGUGUAGUUCUCAAUUUCCUGUUUCUACCCUGCAGAUGUGUGACAAAAGUCCUGUCACUCAAUCCAUACAAGUUUUUGCCUUUGCUACUUUUUUCACACAGGAGAGAUUUCAGCUUGUUAUGUAGAAUAACUUCUGUGGGUCCAAAUACCAGUUGCCAUAUAACUUCACAUUUUUACAGGUGUAAAAAAACAUAAUCCACCUUCAAAUAGAGGCAGGGGCUACAGGGGCUAAAUUAGUGCUACAGGGGCUAAAUUCCAUCUGUCAUCUUGUCCUGCCUUUUGGAUGUUAAUUGUCUUCUGCAAGGGAAUAUCCAGGACUUGACAGGGGAUGCAUGUGUGCUUAUGUAGACGUGGAUGGUGUAUUUUUUCAGGCAUGCUGUCAGAUCCUCAAGACAGAGAUUUUUAUCCAAUCUACCAAUAGAAAUUAAAAAUGAGUUUAAGAAAAACAGCAACAAGAAAGGGCUGCUGAUGGUUAUCAAAAAAAAAACCCCAGUCUCUGUCCACAGAUUGAGUAAUAUGGUUUCAUGCAAACUGUAAAUUCUAAUGGGAUUGAUUCACUGAAAAUCUGUAGAGCUGCUCAUUAGUUAUGGAUUGAGCAAUUUGCAGCAAAUCAAUGCUUUAAACUGUCUCGUGGAACCAUUAGCUUGCUGCAGCAUCUUACUGAACUAGUAGAAAAUAAGUGACCACAUUAUUCCAUAGCUAUGUAUAGCUGGGAUUUAAACAAUUAUUUUAGAUGAGGAAAACGUUCCCUUAUGCUGAGUGAAUGCCAGCCGGAAUUCCUGGCUGCUUAUUCUAUAAAAACAUGAUGCUCUAUUUCUUCUGUACCCCUGACUGCCUGUAGUGCACAAGAGAAAGGAAAAACACUGUGAGCCCUCUUCUGUGCUCAUAAUUCUCUCUUAUUUCUUCUGCCUGAAGCCAUUAAUGUUGAGAGAAAGUUUUAUAAAGUAGACAAGGAAAAAUAAAACCUACUUGGAACCAAAAUAGUUGAAAAAAAACCCCUAAAAUCUUAAGAGGCUGAGAGAGUAUUUUAGUUUGUUAUGGUAACACAGCAUAUUUUUCUUAAACACAGUUUAAAAAGAAAAAAAAAAGAAAAAGAAAAAGCAGAGCUACAUAUACAAUGUGUUGAUUAGUCUGUGUGGUGUGUUUUUGGUCCCCUUUUCCUUAAGUACCUUUCAACUGCUCUGCUUACCAAAUGCUGCAGCACUUGCUGGGAUAGCUGCUCCAAUGCACAGAAACAAAAUGGCAUGGAAGUGAAUGCUGCUUAAUGGCUUGUCUGGGUUAUUUUCCUGAGUACUUUGUUUUCUUUGCAAUUUCAUCUUCAAUUUUUGCUUUUGUAAGCUGCUGUUUGAAAUGAGCUGCUUCCACUCUCCCAGUCUUGCCACAACAGGACCUUCCUGAGCACCCUGGUGGCUGAUGUUGCAAAGGGUACUUGGAGCAAUCUUGAGGGUACCCACCUCCCUCAAUACUGAGUUAUUACCAGCUCCUGAAUGUCGUGGGAUAUAGGGAAUAGAUAGGGUGCUUGGGGGUUCUUGUAAUUCCAGUUUCUGCAUUUGGUAGCUAAAAGGAAAUACUGACAGCAACUAGGCCCUUUAGUUGAAUAUCUAGAAAGUAAAUGAAAGAAAAAUCUAUAAUACUUUUAAAAUAGAGAUAUUCAUGUGUUUAUUUGUUGUGCCAGCAAUCGCGUUGUCACAUGGUUGUUAAGACUGGCAGUACAGCAGUUUUCUUUUGUUAUCAAUCCUGUUUCACUUUAUUCUCUCACACAUAUUAGAAGAAUAUUUGCAAAAUCAAGGCAACGUAAGUAUAUCUUAUCUGCAGGAAUAACAACUGUAAAAAUGUACACAAUUUCUUUUUAAUACAAAAUUAAUAUUAAUAUUUCUGAUUAUCUUGAACAAAAUGUUAUGUUAGAUCAGAUCCUACCAUCCUAGUAUCCUAGAUAAUUUCCCAGUUUUAAUUUUUUUAAUGACAUGAAGCAGGCUCUUCAUGAUGCUUGUUAUCAGCACAUAUCAGCAAAUCUUACUGCUCAGAAAAAAAAUUUCAAAAUUAAAUGUAGAUAUUUAAAAGUCAAUUUCAGAUUUAAAACUGGACUUAAAGUAUUUUAAAGUUUCUCUUAUUCCUGAUUAUUAUUAAUAUUAUUAUUGUUGUUGUUGUUGUUGUUGUUAUCAUAGCAAACAUUAGUGCAACUUGAAAACAGCAAUUUACAACCUUAUUGACAGCCUUUAAUUCUUUUAUAUGUUUGUGAAUUCAUCAGUGUGUUUCUCCAUCUAAUAGACUUAUCAUUUUGCUACUGGAAGCAGAUCUUUUCAGGUUCUACUCGAACAUUACACAAAAAGGAAACAAAGUAUUUUCUCUACUGUAAAUAAACCUACAUUUUUAAACCUAAGCAAAGUCAUACAGGCAUGUGUGUUAUCACUAAAACUUGGUUUGCAGUAAGAUACUCAGCAAACUCAAAUGUAUCACUGUACUUAGAUUACUCAUUGGAGUGCAUUAUGCAGCAUUUUUCAUUCAAAUAAAUAGAAACAUUCUUUUCACAGAAUGGCAGUGAGAAUGAGGUACUUCUUCACAAAAUGGGCCCUGGAAUAUUUGUAUAGCACUCAAAGCAGUGGUUUCCUGAGCAAAACUACUACUAGAAAAUCACAGAAAUACCAAUUUUUCUAAAACAAUUCUAACAAUAUUGCCUCCCCUCCAGAAAUUAUUUUUUUUAUAUAACCUACUUGCUUAAAAACCAACCAGAACAUAUACCCACAUAUAUAUAUAUAACAACACACAUGUGGGGGGUUUUUGCUCUUAAUCAAAAGCCAAAGUUGUCUCCUUUUCUCCCUGAAAAAAAGUGUUUAGAAUUGUAAAACCAUUCAGGUUGCAAAAGAAAUAUAAGAUCAUUGAGCACUUCCAAGCCCACUCCUAACACGUCUCCAGGUUCCUGAUUCACAUGUCUUGGAAUUCCCCCAGGGAUGGUGAAUAUGCCCUGCCUUGGACUGCCUCUUCCAAUACCUGACCAUCCUUUCAAUGAGGAUAUUUUCUCCAAUCUUCAGUUUAAACCUCCUCAGCACACUUCAAGGCUGUUUGCCCUUGUCCUAUCAGUUGUUACUUGAGAGAAGAAACCAACCCCGGCUGGCUGCAGACUCCUCUCAGGGAACCGGAGAGAGUGAAAAGGCCCAUCCUGAGCCUCCAUUUCUGCAGGCUGAGCCCCACCAGCUCCCUCAGCUGCUCCUCAUCAGCCUGGUGCUCCAACCCUUCCCCAGCUCUGUUCUCUUCCAAGGACUCACUGCAGCCCCUCAGGGUCUGUCUUGUGGUGAGGUAGCUUUUUCUACACUAGCAAUAAACAAGUGUAUCCAAAGAAAGCAAUUCUGAAGAGGUAUCCACAAUCCAUGACAUCAGGAAUCCAGAUGUGACAACAGAGGUCUAAAAUGACAUCACAUCAAUGGUCCCUUAAAUUUUUGGAGGCUGGGAAAAGCUGUAAAACCUACAAAUGCAAAUUAAAGAUGUUAUCUGAAUUAAUAUAACUCCCUAAGUGGCUAUUUGUGAUUAAUAGCUCCCAUUUCUCUUUAAUUUCUACCCCCUCCAUAGGUGUUUUAUCUUUGCAAGUAAACCUUAAAAUGCACAGUUCCGAUUUAUAUCAAUAUUUACUGAACUGGCUGGCACAUCUAGAAAUAGACGUAGGGUUUGUGACAUCUUUAAUACUAAUUAAAAUAAACGGUUGCUAUUUUUUCAUUCCAACAGGUAAUACCUUGCAGUGGUGGUGGGACUGCUUUUUACCUCACCAGAGGCUAAUGGCAGGGAGCAGUUUACUUUUCUGUCUGGUGUGUGGUGGUGCUGAGCUUGCUGAGCACCAUCCUUCCUCCUUUCUGGAACAAUGUAAGGCUCAGAAAGGAUCAGAGAGUUCUAAAUUUCGUUUUGUGAUUGAAAUCCACUGUCUCCAUUGCAGGAGCUGUCCCUGCCUGAUCCUAAACUGAAAAUAAUGCCAUGGGAAGUCUGUACCCCAGGUGAAGGAUGGGCAGAGGGUAGCCCAGUAGCAGUAGCAGCCCUUACUUCACUGUGGCAAAGCCUUUGAGCUUUGAUAAAAUAUAAAUAAUAAAUAAUUUUUGUCUCAGCUGUCCCUUUCACCAGCUGUAGCCUCAGAGGCAGCUUUUCUUGCCUCCCUGGUAGGGCUCCUAGUGCACUGGGACCCAACACUUCCUCUUCUCAAAGUUUUGAUGCCAGCACACACAGCUCUGCACAGAACAGCACCAGGAAAGACUUUACUGGGGUGACAGCAGGUAAAGGUCUGGUGGGAUGGAGCUGUUCCCAGUAUCAUGGAUUAGAAAUUAUAAUAUCAAAAUUAAGGAUGUCUGCAAAAACAUAUGGAUACUGAGAGAGGGAGAGGAAACAAAACUGAGUCCGUCUCCUCUAAGGGGCUUCCCCUUCCCUUAAUUCACACAUGCUGACCAGAAUAAGUAUCUCAAAACUAGGAUAUCCUCAGUCUCAGGGUGGAUAUCUGGUUUUAUCAGGUUCUGCCUUAAGAAUUUCUUUCUGCCUUUAAGCAACUGCUUAAAGUAGUUCUACACCAAGUGAGUAAAUCUAAGGAGAUAGGAGAAAAAAACCCAAAUGACAAAACAUAAAUAUCAAAAAGAUUGCUGAAGAAAUCAAACCACCUUCUAAGUCACUAAAUUAAUUCCUGCUGGUUGUACAUAAUCCUGUGCUAUAUAAUCUUCCUCAUGCUCCAGCAUCACUAAUGGCAUUAGGUUUUCCCUCGCAGCACAGCAGAGGAAGCUGCCAGGUCUUGCUCCUGCAGGGCCUCGCUGCCCCCAGAGCCUGCAGAGCUCACAGCAUUCCAGAUCCACUGCAAAAAGCCAUGGCAACAGCAGCCAGCCCAUCCCUUUCAGACCUUGGUGUUCCCAAAGAAACCCACACUCCCAUACACCACACCAUCACACUUUGUAAUAUUUUCUGCAGUAUCCAGAAGCUGUGGUCCUGUACAGUCUUUGUACAUUGGGGUCAAAUGAUUUUUUUUAAAAUAAAGAAAGGCCUAACAAGCAAUGUGGGAGAAGUGAUGCAAACUGAAAUGGAUCAGGUUCCAUAAAGUUGCAUGUCUCAGAUUGUGUAUCCAAUGAUCAGGCUUCUGUUUGCUGGACUCUCCUGGAAUCCAACUUCAUUUCUGUUAGCAAAGAGAAUAAAGAUACAAAGAAUGGAGAUAACCACUAAAGCUACAGCAGAAGAAAAUUCAUGCUCUCUUAACACACCCAAUCUCAAGAAAUAUUUCUGCUAAAUAUAUUAGGAGACUUGCUCCAGUGAUAUCUCAUAAAGUAAUAUAAUUUUUCAUAAAUUCAUAAAAUCAUAAAUUGUUCAUAAAUUGUUCAUAAAUUCAUCACCUUUGUAGGAUUAAAAAGCCUAGUAUGUUCUUUUUGGUUUUGGUUUUCUCUGAAAAAGACAUGGUCAUAAAUUAAAAAUACACAAACCUGAACAGUGCACAAACUGAAAGGGGAGCAAGGGCUUUAAUUUCAUAAGCCUCUAAGAUAGGGGUUUACAGUAAUAAAUAACUGUAGCCUUCAUUUUUGAAAUGUUGCAGAAUAAAAUGAACCCAGGAAGUUUUGUAUGUUCAUAACCUUAUUUCUGGUGAUGAGAAGGCAGGCACCAGAGCAGGUACCCUUUUCCCUAGAGACAUUUUGCUGCCUUUGGAGUAGGUAUUGCCAGCAGUUUGCUCGUUAUGGUUUCCAUGUCUCUGCUGGCAACAGGAACAGUGCUGCUAGCAUCCUUUGGAACAGCUCUGUCAAAGAGCCUGGUGGUGAGACAUAAUUUAGUAAUUCUCCUGCAGCUCUGCUCUCAGCCCUCCAAGAUGGAGCACGCCAAACACAUGCAGAGGGAAAGACACAAUGGUUACAGCAGAGAGCUCUGGGCUGGUGAUUCAUUAGUUACUGCCUAUAAAGAAACACACUCAGCAGCGUGAAGCACUGCAAAUGUGUGAAACAAAGUUCAGGAGAAGCCCUCAUUCUUAUUUUCAGUACUAGCUCAUGGGGAAAUUGUGCAUUCAUCAGCUGUUGAAGCUCCAUGCCCGUGUAUUGUCACUAUUUAUGUCUGUGCUGAGAACAAAGAAGCAGCAGAAAUUUUUUUCCCAGUUAAGUACAUUGUACAAUAAAAGAGUUCAGCUUUCCCUGGGCAAAGUGCACAAAGCUUGCCAAAUGCAAAGAGAAGCUGUCUCCAAAUAGGGAACAAAGAUUUUACAAUGGUAUUCCAUCCUUGUACUUCAGACGCUCAGAAAAUUUCAUGGGAGUAAAAUGCUUUUCUGCAGCCUUACCUAUUCCUUUUGUAUAAAUCUGGAUACAGUUUUGGAGUUUCAGAGGCAUUUCACUUCCCAUCUGGGUAUAAACUUCCCAGCUUUCAGGUGUCCUUUGGUGUACUAACCCAUAAAACUAUUUUUGGUUGAAGGUUUCAGGAUAUACUAAGGCGGGGGGGGUGGGGGGGAAGCAAAAGGUUAUUAAAAUUACAAUGUCUUUUUUUCUACUCCUGCCUCCCCUAAAUAUAUAAACAGGUACGAAAGAAUUGAUCAGAUAACCCUGACCAAGUCUGUGACUACAAUGACAUUUCAAACCAGUACUGAAAUUGGCAAUAAAUUUUUGUCUACAAACUGCUUAAUGUGCAGUAGAGGAGAAGGUGGACAGUUGUUUUAACUGGGCCUGCUCUUUAGAAUGUGGAAUGGAUGAACUACAGUCAGUUCCAUUAGAAAAUCAAAUUAUUAUUUAAGGAAGAGUGAACAGGAAAGUAGAAGAGAAUACUGCAUGAAUAACAGAGUUAAGGUUUACAGUGAUGUGAAAAAAGUUGAAAUUUGAUCUUGUAGAAAAGAAAGAGACAUAAAAGCAUCAGUGUCAAAUAGUCAGAAAAUGGAAACAUUUUGCAUUUCCGUGCCAGAACUGACACUGUCACGAUGAGCAGGAAAGAGAAUGAAUGUAGGAUGUCGAAGGGUUCCAGGAUGACCAGACACAGAUGCAAAUGCCAUCACCUCCCAGGUGCCCAUGGGGAGGUGAUGGCUGUGGUGAUGAAGGAGAACUUGCAGGGUUUUAGCCUGGUUGAUGCUGAAGUUGCCUUCUUGAAUUCCAGUUACAGCACCUCCAGCAGCGCUGGGAAGGGAGCAGGGCCAUGAGAGGUGUUGCUACACUGUCUGUGCAUUAAGUAGAAAAAUGUAGAGCCAAGGCCAGCCCGGGGGCUGGGGCAGACAUUCUGUCUGCUAUAACUGGAGUCUGAGGUUACAGUUACCACACAGUUUAUUUGAGGAAAGAAAUGGAGCUUUUGCCCACAGACAGUUGUUGAUUAGUUUUAGAGAUUUUCUGCAACAAACAUACUCCAUGGGUUGAGGAGGAGCUGGCGAUACCCAAGGCAGACUAUAUUCCAUAUCGAAAAGGCCCUCAAGUAAACUCUUCAUAGUGAUCCAAUCUCCUAAGUGGCCAUACCAUUAGGAAUUCUGAUUUUUGAAAAUAUGCAUAUUAGAAAACUUUAUAAGGAUAACAACCAUCCCUGUGCCACUCUGAGAGCAGAGGUUAUUACCUCCAUUCUCAGCAUCAACUACUGGCACAUGUAUUUUUGGCCACUCCACAAACUGAUGUAAAAGUGUGAGGUACAUCUGAAAAGAGAUGGGGUUUUUGUAUGUAUUCUGUUCCAAAUACUGCACCAUCAGUUGAGUAAAUUUUUGAUUGUGGUUAACAGGCAAUUUUGUUCAAAAGGUCAUCAUGACAGGGAUGGGAAGAUAGACACCAGAGUGGAUUAUUGCUUUGCAGGGUAAUACAUGCUGUGGGUGGGCUUCCUGAGAACUGUUUCAUAUCAACUUCAGUGUUUCGAAGUUUAUAGUAGACUUAUCAAAUCCUAGAAAUAAAGAUUAGUAGACAAAAGGAAAAAAGUAGUGCAAGUAGAGUAUUAUGCUAACAGUGCAGAACUAUUUCCUAGAAUAUAUUUUUUAGUGUUAGAGGUGGGGGUCCUUCAACCUACUUAAAUGUUUCUAAGCCUGGGGCUUCUACUGCUUCCCCUGGGAGAUUGUUCUAGAGUCUAUUAGAAUUCACCAUUAGAAAACUUUUCCUGAAAAUUAAUUCAAAUAAUCCUUUUUGUAAUUUUUAUCUCAUUAGUCCUAGUUAUACCCUUUUGCACCUCUCUAAAUAGUUCCUCUAACUAUGAUUUAUAUGAUUUAUAUCCUUUGAAUAUUUUUAGAUAGUUAUCAAGUUCAUUGCCUUUGGUAAUUUACUAGAGAAGCUGUGAAUCCCUCCUCAUCCCAAUUCAUUCCUUCAGUUUUGUAUUUCUUACCUUUUCAUGAAAUAUCCUUAAUGCACAAACUAAAUCCCCUAGUAUUUCCUUAAAUGAGUCACGGUCAGUUCACUCUGUUAAGAUGCUCUGUGUUGCUGGUGUCACUGCAUAAGUUGUUAAAGUUUAAACAAUAAAUUAAAUUGAAACUUGAUUUUUAAAAAAA
Molecule: messenger RNA, 11450 nt
Organism: Haemorhous mexicanus (house finch)
Lineage: Eukaryota; Metazoa; Chordata; Aves; Passeriformes; Fringillidae
Gene: CLSTN2
Product: calsyntenin 2
Exons: 16
Coding region: 155-2788 (877 amino acids)
Biological process (GO): homophilic cell-cell adhesion; positive regulation of synapse assembly; positive regulation of synaptic transmission
Cellular component (GO): cell surface; postsynaptic membrane
Molecular function (GO): calcium ion binding; kinesin binding; X11-like protein binding
Source: RefSeq, a predicted model, not a curated record